This is a messenger RNA of Pogoniulus pusillus (Red-fronted tinkerbird), 8547 nucleotides long. It is a transcript of the gene ATP2B1, whose product is annotated as ATPase plasma membrane Ca2+ transporting 1. The record is from RefSeq and is a predicted model, not a curated record. Lineage: Eukaryota; Metazoa; Chordata; Aves; Piciformes; Lybiidae. The transcript has 22 exons. Gene Ontology annotation, cellular component: plasma membrane; intracellular membrane-bounded organelle. Gene Ontology annotation, molecular function: ATP hydrolysis activity; P-type calcium transporter activity; PDZ domain binding. The coding region runs from base 427 to 4182 and encodes 1251 amino acids. Gene Ontology annotation, biological process: regulation of cytosolic calcium ion concentration; calcium ion transmembrane transport.
GAUCGUUGCGCUCCGCCCCGCCCUGCCCGGUGGCGCUGGGGCUCCUGUAGCGGUUGUGCUGCGGCGCCGAGGAUCCGGUGGUGUGAUCGCCUCUACCCGGUGCGUGCGGGGGGAGAGGAGGCGGACGGGCUCCCAGGGAGCGGCGGCGGUGGUAACCCUCGCGAGGAGGGCGAAUCGCUGGUUCCUGCCGACCGUAGAUGCCACUGGGCUGUGGGAACAGAACGCGCCAUGGGACGAGCUCCAAGACCUCUCUCCGGAUGGGUUCUCUUACUUGGGUGAUGUCUCUGCUCUCCUGACUGUCUUCAUACUCAAAGGAUUUACUUUUUUUUCCUUUUGGAAGAGAAAAAACAAACCCAAAUAUUUGAAGUUGUGAAGUCCUCUUCCUGAGACUGGAAAGUGUUCUCCCACUAAAGCCUGGCAGGCAUCAUGGGUGAUAUGGCGAACAACUCCAUCGCCUACAGCGGCGUCAAAAACGCUGUGAAAGAGACUAACCAUGGAGAGUUUGGAGUUACCCUUGCAGAGCUCCGUUCUCUGAUGGAACUUCGAGCUGCAGAUGCACUGCAUAAAAUCCAGGAGUGCUAUGGAGAUGUUCAUGGCAUCUGCACCAAGUUGAAAACUUCACCAAAUGAAGGUUUAAGUGGAAAUCCAGCAGAUAUAGAAAGGAGAGAAGCAGUUUUUGGGAAGAACUUUAUACCUCCUAAAAAGCCAAAAACAUUUCUGCAGUUAGUAUGGGAAGCACUCCAGGAUGUGACACUAAUUAUCUUAGAAAUUGCAGCCGUAGUAUCCUUGGGCCUUUCUUUUUACCAGCCUCCAGGAGGAAAUGAAUCAUUAUGUGGCUCAGUGAACGUUGGUGAAGAGGAGGAAGAGUCUGAAGCAGGUUGGAUUGAAGGAGCAGCCAUCCUCCUGUCUGUUGUUUGUGUGGUGUUAGUAACAGCUUUCAAUGACUGGAGUAAAGAGAAGCAGUUUCGGGGGUUGCAGAGCCGCAUCGAACAAGAGCAGAAGUUCACGGUCAUCAGAGGGGGCCAAGUCAUUCAGAUACCUGUAGCUGACAUCAUUGUUGGAGAUAUUGCACAAGUGAAAUAUGGUGAUCUCCUCCCGGCCGAUGGGGUCCUCAUUCAAGGGAACGACCUCAAGAUCGAUGAAAGCUCACUGACUGGAGAGUCUGAUCAUGUUAAGAAGUCUCUGGACAGAGAUCCUAUGCUGCUGUCAGGUACACAUGUGAUGGAAGGCUCUGGAAGGAUGGUGGUUACUGCUGUAGGUGUCAACUCUCAGACUGGAAUCAUCUUUACCUUACUUGGGGCUGGAGGAGAUGAAGAAGAGAAGGAGAAGGAAAAAGAGAAGAAGGACAAGAAAAGUAAAAAGCAAGAUGGAGCUGUUGAAAAUCGUAACAAAGCUAAAGCUCAGGACGGUGCAGCCAUGGAAAUGCAACCCCUGAAGAGUGAAGAGGGUGGGGAUGGAGAUGAAAAAGACAAGAAGAGGUCAAAUCUGCCAAAGAAAGAGAAGUCAGUUCUUCAGGGCAAGCUCACAAAGCUGGCAGUUCAGAUUGGCAAAGCAGGUUUGUUGAUGUCUGCAAUCACAGUCAUUAUCCUGGUGUUGUAUUUUGUGAUUGACACCUUCUGGGUUCAGAAGAGACCUUGGCUUGCUGAGUGCACACCAAUUUAUAUUCAGUACUUUGUGAAGUUCUUCAUUAUUGGAGUCACAGUCCUGGUGGUGGCAGUCCCAGAAGGUCUUCCACUGGCAGUCACUAUAUCUCUGGCUUACUCUGUUAAGAAAAUGAUGAGAGACAACAACUUGGUGAGACACCUGGAUGCCUGUGAAACCAUGGGCAAUGCCACAGCUAUCUGCUCAGACAAAACAGGCACCUUGACCAUGAACAGGAUGACAGUGGUCCAAGCAUACAUCAAUGAAAAGCACUACAAAAAGAUUCCAGAGCCAGAAGCUAUUCCAGAGAAAACUCUGGCUUACCUGGUGACAGGCAUCUCUGUCAACUGUGCUUAUACCUCCAAAAUACUGCCUCCCGAGAAGGAAGGUGGCCUGCCACGUCACGUUGGAAACAAGACUGAGUGUGCCUUGCUGGGACUGCUCCUGGACUUGAAAAGGGAUUACCAGGACGUGAGGAACGAGAUACCAGAGGAGGACCUCUACAAAGUGUACACUUUCAACUCGGUGAGGAAGUCGAUGAGCACUGUGCUGAAGAACUCCGACGGCAGCUUCCGCAUCUUCAGCAAGGGAGCCUCGGAGAUCGUGCUGAAAAAGUGCUUCAAAAUACUGAGUGCUAAUGGAGAACCAAAGGUCUUCAGGCCCCGGGACCGAGACGACAUCGUGAAAACCGUCAUUGAGCCGAUGGCUUCCGAAGGGCUCAGGACCAUCUGCUUGGCCUUCAGAGACUUCCCAGCAGGGGAACCUGAGCCAGAAUGGGACAAUGAAAAUGAUAUUGUCACUGGUCUGACCUGCAUUGCUGUCGUUGGGAUUGAAGAUCCAGUGAGACCUGAGGUCCCUGAUGCCAUCAAGAAGUGCCAACGUGCAGGCAUCACCGUCCGCAUGGUCACCGGCGACAACAUCAACACCGCCCGCGCCAUCGCCCUCAAGUGUGGCAUCCUCAACCCCGGGGAAGACUUCCUGUGCCUGGAGGGGAAAGACUUCAACAGGAGGAUCAGGAAUGAGAAAGGAGAGAUAGAGCAAGAGAGGAUAGACAAAAUCUGGCCAAAGCUUCGUGUCCUUGCCAGGUCCUCUCCUACUGACAAACACACUCUAGUGAAAGGUAUCAUUGACAGCACUGUCUUUGAACAGAGGCAGGUUGUGGCAGUGACUGGUGAUGGUACCAAUGAUGGUCCAGCUCUGAAGAAGGCAGAUGUUGGAUUUGCUAUGGGCAUUGCUGGAACAGAUGUAGCUAAAGAAGCUUCUGAUAUCAUCCUGACAGAUGACAACUUCACCAGCAUUGUCAAAGCAGUGAUGUGGGGACGAAAUGUCUACGACAGCAUCUCCAAGUUCCUGCAGUUCCAGCUCACUGUCAACGUUGUAGCAGUGAUUGUUGCUUUCACAGGAGCAUGCAUCACACAAGAUUCUCCCCUGAAAGCUGUGCAGAUGCUGUGGGUGAAUCUCAUCAUGGACACCUUGGCUUCCCUGGCCCUGGCCACAGAACCUCCCACUGAAGCUCUCCUCUUGAGGAAGCCUUAUGGCAGAAACAAGCCUCUGAUCUCUCGGACCAUGAUGAAGAACAUUCUGGGCCAUGCAUUCUACCAGCUGGUAGUAGUCUUCACACUGCUGUUUGCUGGUGAGAAGAUUUUUGACAUUGACAGUGGGAGGAAUGCACCUCUGCAUGCUCCCCCCUCAGAGCACUACACCAUCGUGUUCAACACCUUCGUGAUGAUGCAGCUCUUCAACGAGAUCAAUGCCAGGAAAAUCCAUGGGGAGAGAAAUGUUUUUGAAGGCAUCUUUAACAAUGCCAUCUUCUGCUCUAUUGUUCUGGGGACGUUUAUUGUACAGAUAAUCAUUGUGCAGUUUGGUGGGAAGCCUUUUAGUUGCUCAGAGCUCUCCGUGGAGCAGUGGCUGUGGUCCAUUUUCCUGGGCAUGGGAACACUACUCUGGGGCCAGCUGAUUUCCACCAUCCCAACCAGCCGCCUGAAAUUCCUGAAAGAAGCUGGGCAUGGAACACAGAAGGAAGAGAUUCCUGAGGAAGAGCUAGCAGAAGAUGUAGAGGAGAUUGAUCAUGCUGAGAGGGAGCUACGUCGUGGUCAGAUCUUGUGGUUUAGGGGCCUAAACAGGAUACAAACUCAGAUGGAUGUAGUGAAUGCUUUCCAGAGUGGAAGUACCAUUCAGGGGGCUCUAAGGCGACAACCCUCCAUCGCCAGCCAGCACCAUGAUAUCCGAGUGGUGAAUGCGUUUCGUAGCUCCCUGUACGAGGGGCUGGAGAAACCCGAGACGCGGAGCUCCAUCCACAACUUCAUGACCCACCCCGAGUUUAGAAUAGAAGACUCCGAGCCUCACAUCCCCCUGAUCGACGACACCGACGCGGAGGACGACGCUCCCACCAAGCGCAACUCCAGCCCCCCACCGCCUUCCCCCAACAGGAACAACAACGCCGUCGACCGCGGAAUCCACCUUAAGACAGGCCUGGCGAACAAGUCUGCUACCUCUUCAUCCCCAGGGAGCCCUCUACAUAGUUUGGAAACGUCCCUCUGAUGGCAAGAAGCUGAAUUGUCUCUCGGAAAGCAAAAGCAAAAGGCCACUCUUAAGCUUGCACCGUCAAGAAUAAACACCGAGUUGGGUCUCUUCGCGUUGUUGGUGUUGUGGUGAUUGAGUGAGGAUGAGGAUGGACGAGACGAGAGCAUUUUCUUGUCUUUGGACUUCGAGCAGAAGACAAAACAACAACAAAAAAAAACAAAACACAAAGCAACACUUCAACACUUGUACGAAUGUAGAUUUAUUUUUUUAACAAAAGAAAAAGACAAAAAUAAAACUUUAACCAAAAAAAACAAAACAAAACAAAAACAAACAAACAAACAAAAAAAAAAGCUUUUCUGCCAGACUUUGGAGGGUUUGCUUUUUCUUGGGGGUGGGAGUGAAAUAAUGGAACUCUUGGAGAGAAAGAAAGAGAAAAGAAAAGAGAUGAAUAAAAAACAAACAAAAACACCAAACCAAACACACACAAAGUUCUGUCUGAACACUUGGGAGUCAUUAAAGCGAGCUGAGCAUCGUCUGCUGUGUACUUGAGAGGUGGUCCUGGAGGAGAUGUGUGGUUUAGCAGAGCUCUAGAGAGCCUUUUUCCCUUUGGCCUUUGGCUGAUAACAAGAAGAGAGCCCUGGAAUGGUCGACUCGCUGACUUCUUAAUUUCUGCUGUUGGCUGUUAAUAAUUUGGGAUUAUUUAUGUUUAUAAAUGAGAACAGAGAUCUGUUUACAAAAGGUUUGUAGAUACUUUUUUUUUUGUUGGCUGGUUGGGGGUUUUAUUUUUCCUUCCUUUUUGUUUGGGGCGGGGCAGGGGGGGGGGGAGGAGGGUGUGGGAUUCCUGUUCAUAGAAGCUUCCUUCUAAAUGAUGCAGUCAGGAGUGGGAUUCCUGCUCAUAGAAGCUUCCUUCUAAACGAUGCAGUCAGGAGUGGGAUUCCUGCUCAUAGAAGCUUCUAAAUGGUGCAGUCAGGAGUGGGAUUCCUGUUCCUAUAAGCUUCUGAAUGAUGCAGGAAUGAGUGGGAUUCCUGCUCAUAGAAGCUUCCUUCUAAAUGAUGCUGAGAGGAGUGGGAAUCCUGCUCAUAGAAGCUUCCUUCUAAAUGAUGCAGUCAGGAGUGGGAUUCCUGUUCCUAUAAGCUUCCUUCUAAAUGAUGCAGUCAGGAGUGGGAUUCCUGCUCAUAGAAGCUUCCUUCUAAAUGAUGCUGAGAGGAGUGGGAAUCCUGCUCAUAGAAGCUUUUAAAUGAUGCAGGGAGGAGCGAGAUUGCUGCUCACAGAAGCUUCUAAAUGAUGCAGUCAGGAGUGGGAUUCCUGUUCAUAUAGAAGCCUCCUUCUAAAUGAUGCUGAGAGGAGUGGGAUUCCAGUUCCUAGAAGCUUCUGAAUGAUGCAGUCAGGAGUGGGAUUCCUGUUCCUAGAAGCUUCUGAAUGGUGCAGUCAGGAGUGGGAUUCCUGUUCAUAUAGAGGCCUCCUUCUAAAUGAUGCUGAGAGGAGUGGGAUUCCUGUUCCUAGAAGCUUCUGAAUGAUGCAGUCAGGAGUGGGAUUCCUGUUCCUAGAAGCUUCCUUCUAAAUGAUGCAGGAAUGAGUGAGAUUCCUGCUCAUAGAAGCUUCCUUCUAAAUGAUGCUGAGAGGACUGGGAUUCCUGUUCCUAGAAGCUUCUGGAUGAUGCAGGAAGGAGUGGGAUUCCUACUCAUAGAUGCUUCUAAAUGAUGCUGAGAGGAGUGGGAUUCCUGUUCCUAGAAGCUUCUGGAUGAUGCAGGAAGGAGUGGGAUUCCUGCUCAUAGAAGCUUCCUAUUAAAUGAUGCAGAGUGGAGUGGGAUUCCUGUUCAUAGAAGCAUCUAAAUGAUAGAAAUGGGAUUUAUGUUCCUAGAAGCUUCUGAAUGAUGCAGGGGGGAGUGGGAUUGCUGCUCACAGAAGCUUCUGAAUGAUGCAGGGAGGAGUGGGAUUGCUGCUCACAGAAGCUUCUGAAUGAUGCAGGGAGGAGUGGGAUUGCUGCUCACAGAAGCUUCUGAAUGAUGCAGGGAGGAGUGGGAUUGCUGCUCACAGAAGCUUCUGAAUGAUGCAGGGAGGAGUGGGAUUGCUGCUCACAGAAGCUUCUAAAUGAUGCAGGGGGCAGUGGGAUUGCUGCUCACAGAAGCUUCCUUCUAAAUGAUGCAGAGAUGAAAAAAUAAACUAAAAUUAAUUUUAAAAUUAAGACUAACAAGUGGGGAGGGGAAAAAAAAACCCCAACAUUAAAAGUAGACCUUCAAAUACUGCUGUAUUUUCAGGGAGAAAACAAAAAGGGAGGGGAAGGGGAGGGGAAGGGGUUUCUAUUGAGCCUGCUACAUUGGUUUGGUUGGUUGUUUUUUUUCUUUGCUGCCUGCAAGUUUUACCUUGUUAAAUACUGUAGAUAAAAAAAAAAUAAGGAAAAAAAAUUGCUAAUAACUCAUAGCCAAAUAGCUCAGACACAACUGCUUUGUAUAAAAAAAAACAAAACCAAACAUGACAAAAAAAAAAAAAGCCCUAAACACACACAAAAAAAAACCAACAACACAAAAAAACCACAACCAAACAUGAAGAAAAAAAACCCAGAGAUGAAAAAAAACCAAACACCAACAAACCAAACCCAGAACCCAACCCAAAACCUGGCAGUGGUUUCUUUCCUCAUCAAGUAAUCAAUCAUGGCCUCUUUGAGUCCUUCCUUCCUUCCCUCUUUGAGUCCUUCCUUCCCUCUUUUGAGUCCUUCCUUCCUUCCCUCUUUUGAGUCCUUCCUUCCUUCCCUCUUUUGAGUCCUUCCUUCCUUCCCUCUUUUGAGUCCUUCCUUCAUGAGCAUUUGCUGCUUCGAAUGGGUUUUUAUGUUGGAACAAAAGUUGGGGGAGGUUUUAAUUUUGGGCAAACUUUGCAGAAUGGAAUUUUAUGGAUGUUUAUUAUUAUUAAUUACAAUUAAUUUGGGGGGUUUCCUUCAGUGUUUCUUCCUGUUGGAGGUUAAUUAUGAUUAAUUUGGGGGUUUCCUUCCUGUUCAGAGCUGGGUUAGGAUCGUUUUUAACGCAGGGCAUCAGUGGAACUUGCUUGAAGUAUUUUCCUGUUCUCUUGGGCAAAAAAAAACCCCAAACCCAAACAUAAAAAAGAAAACCCAAACACCAACAAACCAAACCCAGAACCCAACCCAAAACCUGGCAGUGGUUUGUUUCUUCAUCAAGCAAUCGAUCAUGGCCUCUUUGAUGCCUUUCUUCCCUCUUUGAUUCAUUUCUUCAUGAGCAUUUGCUGCUUGUAAUGGGUUUUUAUUUUGGAACAAAAGUUGGGGCGAGCUUAAUUUUGGACUAACUUUGCAGAAUGGAAUUUUAUUGCUUUUUAUUAUGAUUAAUUUGGGGGUUUCCUUCAGUGUUCCUUCCUGUUGGGGGUUAAUAAUGAUUAAUUUGAGGGUUUCCUUCCUGUUCAGAGCUGGGUUAGGAUCAUUUUUAACGCAGGACAUCAGCAGAACUUGCUUGAAAUAUUUUCCUGUUCUCUUGGGCAAAAAAAAGACUCCAAACUAUAAAAUAAAACACAUAAAAAAAACCCAAACCCAUUAAAAAAAAGGACAAACCCAAAAAUCAUAAGCAAAAAAAAUAGACAAAUAAAAGCCACAACAAAAAAAAUAGACAAAAAACCACCAAAACCCACAACAAAAAAAUAGACAAAAAAGGACAAAAAACCCAAACCCACAACUAAAAAAAUAGACAAAAAACAGACAAAAAAAGGACAAACCAAAACCCACAACCAAAAAAAUAGACAAAAAACCAAACCACAACAAAAAAAAAUAAGCAAGGACAAAAAAAACCAAACCCACAAAAAAAUAAGGACAAAAAAUUGACAAAAAACAGACAAAAAAACCUCAAAACUCACAACCAACAAAAAAAGGACAAUAAAACCCACAACAAAAAAAAAUAGGCAGGAAAAAAAGCCACAACCAAAACAAAUAGACAAAAUAAAACACAACAAAAAAAAAUAGACAGAAAAAAAACAAUCAAGAAAAAAUAGACAAAAAAAAGCCACAACACAAAAAAAAAGCAGGAAAAAACACACAAGCAAAACAAAUAGACAAAAAUAAAACACACAAAAAAAAAAAAAACCAAACACACAACCAAAAAAUAGACCAGAAAAAACCCACCACAACCUAGAAAAAUAGACAGGAAAAAAACACAACAAAAAUAAUAGACAGGAAAAAACACAAUAAAAAUACAGGAAAUAAAACACAACCAAAUAAAUAGACAUAUAAAACCCCACCAAAAAAAAUAGAGAGGAAAAAAAAAGCACAACCAAGAAAAAUAGGGAAAAAAACCACCACAGCCAAGGAAAAGUAGACAGGAAAAAAACAAACACAACCAAGAAAAAUAGACAGGAAAAAACACAAUAAAAAAGACAGGAAAUAAAACA